Messenger RNA from Gadus macrocephalus (Pacific cod), 2684 nucleotides. RefSeq names its product pentatricopeptide repeat domain 1 (gene ptcd1). The record is from RefSeq and is a predicted model, not a curated record. Bases 97 to 2304 code for a protein of 735 amino acids. NCBI's taxonomy places the organism in Eukaryota, Metazoa, Chordata, Actinopteri, Gadiformes, Gadidae. Gene Ontology annotation, molecular function: protein binding; tRNA binding. The transcript is spliced from 8 exons. Gene Ontology annotation, cellular component: mitochondrial matrix. Gene Ontology annotation, biological process: tRNA 3'-end processing.
ACUGCUAAUGUCUUUAUGUCACCUCUACAGUAUUGCAUACGCGUGAGCUUGCUAGCCUAGCCGCUCUUUACAACGUUGAGUUAGUUAGCUCCCAAGAUGUGGAACUCUGCUGCUUGUUCGUGCAUGCGAAGAGUGAGUAAGAUGUUAGUACAAUCCACCAGAUCCUACCACGUCUACACAGCUAAAAGGAGUUCAUCUGCCAAAACGCUAUCGCAUUAUCCCUGGUCGCCAAAUAUUUUGUUAAAUGAUACUUCUUGGAUUAUCGGUGAAGUGACCAGACACAAGUCGAUCCUCUCAGCAUCCUUCGGAGAUCUGAACCCCUUGACAGAUACUGCCAAUGCGACUGACCAGGUAGAUGGUGACGGUCCCGGAGAGCAGUUUGGUACAUUAUCUAGUGAUAUUGGUGCACGGAGGUCGUUCCAAAAAAGUAGCCCAGAAAUACAGAAUCAAUGUUUCCAAGAGGAAGACGGCGAGGAUGAAGUUAAAAGAAGGAAACCUUUCAUGGCCAAAGGGAGGAAUACGACCUAUUGGUACUUCCUACAGUGUAAAAACUUGUUAAAAGAAAACAAGCUUCAGCAGGCUUUGGAUCUAUUUAGCGGAGACAUGUUGAAAAGAGAAAGGUUACAGCCAGAAGAGUAUAACUACACCAUCCUUAUAGGAGGUUGUGGUCGAGCUGGACAACUAAAGAAGGCCUUCAAACUGUAUAAUGAUAUGAAAAAACGGUCCCUGAUUCCAACGGAUGCUACAUACACUGCCCUGUUCAAUGCCUGUGCUCAAUCGCCAUCGAAACAAGCCGGGCUCCAGCAUGCAUUGCAGUUGGAACAAGAACUAUGUCGCAAAAACCACCCAGUUAGCACUAUCACAUACCAUGCCCUCCUCAAGACACACGCCAUAACAAACCACCUUCAAGCCUGUAUUCACACAAUCCGGGAGAUGAUGAAAAACCAACAUGUGGUGACUCAGGAGACAUUUCACUACCUGCUUAUGGGCUGUGUAAUGGAUAAGGAAACCGGGUUCAGACAGGCUCUACAGGUUUGGCGCCAAAUGCUUCGUUCAGGGAUUUACCCAGAUGCUAAAAAUUACAACCUACUUUUGCGUACCGCAAGGGAUUGUGGGAUUGGUGAUCCCACCACUGCUACAAGCCUUCUGCUGAGCCCUGAUUGGGCUGAUCAGAAGGGCCAGGGUGCGGCUAGCAAGAGGUAUAGGAGAGGAAGCAGGGAUACCAUAGACCUUGACCAGUUGGAGAGACAGUUGUUUCUACAGCCUGGAGCAGGUGGCGACCGCAUGUUAACCACUGACGGGAAUGACCAAAAAGGCAGUGCACAUGUCACAGUUGCAGAGAUGGUGCCCUACAACAGCUUACCAGAGGUCCACCGCAUGGUUGUAGUUGAGGGAGUACCUCAUGACUCUCCUUCUUGUCAGCCAGUGCCCGUAGUGGAGCCCCCUAACCUGUUGGAGCUUUUUGAGAGGAGGGGAGGGGCCACGGUGUCCAUCGGCACGGUGGACGGCGCCACUGACCGACUGGCGCUGAUAGGUGGAGGUAAAGGUUUCCUGGACAAGAUGGUCUCUAGCGGCCUCAGUCCGGACCUCCGAACCUUGACCCUCCUCGCCGAUACCAUGGAGCCAGGCAGCCAAUCGCUGCAGAUGCUCCUACAGGGGGCCAAGCUGCACAAAGUGAAGCUCGACGUAGCAUUCUUCAAUACCGUGAUUCGCCGCUCAGCUAAAGCCGGUGACCUGGAUGCAGCAAAGGCUGUUUUGCGUGUCAUGUACCAGAGACAUGUAAAUACAGACGUGCAGACUUACGGUUGUCUUGCUAUGGCAUGUAACCAGAAGACGGAUGGUCUUCAGUUGCUCAAAGACAUGGAGGUUGCCAGAUUGAGGCCUAAUGUCCAGGUAUUCUCUGCUCUGAUUGGGCGGGCAUCUCGGAGGCUGGACUACAUCUACCUGAAGUUACUACUGGAGAAAAUGGCUGAAUUAAGAGUGUGGCCUAACGAGAUUAUCAUCAAACAGCUGGAAUUUGCUGCACAGUAUCCCCCUAGCUACGACCAGUUCAAGAAGAGGAACAACUACCUGAUUCAAAUUGAUGGUUUCCGUGGUUACUAUCAGCAGUGGCUUAUGUCCAUGCCUGCAGCCAAGGGGGCCGAUACAGAGCAGACAGACGGACAGGCUGGGACAGACAUGGCUCCAGAACAAGAGCAACCUGAGACUGAUGGAGUGAACAUUAAGCAGAUGAACCAGAAGGCGGCAUCCAGGAGAUUUAAUUCUAGAAAGACAAGCGGGCAGAGGAGCACGGCCUCAAUAUAAAACACUUGCAAAGGAAAUCGGGAGAAAACCUUUUGGAAAUGUACUUUAUUUGAAUAGGGUCAAAGCUGUGCCUCUUUGAGUGUAAAUGCUGUGUAUUUAUUUAUCCAGCCAUCUAAUUGGUUGGACAAAGUUUAUUAAAAUCUACGUAAUGGACCUGUAUGAAUUGAAGAAAAAACCACUGACACUUUCAACUGAACUAUCCUAUAUUUACGCAUAAUUGGAAUUCUGCAUUUUCUCUGCAUAAAAUAUUUCUGCGCCAUAUUACAUAAAAAAUUUCAUACUUUUGAAUCUUUUUCUUUUUUUGUACUGUUGAUUUGCCUUUUUACAGUGUUCUGCUACAACAUUCAACAAAUAAAAGCUGUAGUUUUUUUAUUAUUUAA